AACUCGAUCAAGGUAUAAUACGUGACCGUGUGUACAUAAACCUUUAUAAAGAUUAUUCUACAGAUCCAUGUUCAAAUGUGCAUAAAAAUGCAUAACUUCUUCACUUGCUAAUAAUGUACAUCACUUUAUUUACAAUACUAUUAAUAGACAAUAAUAUAAAUAACUCCCGAUAUUUUUUGAGUCACUAGCGAAUUUUCCAUUUCUAUUUUAAGACUGGUGCUAAAUAUAGCGUUUGACGACAUAAACUUAUGUCUAUAUUUAGUCGCUAUAUAGUAUAUAAUAGAGACCUGUAAACUGGGAUUUUAAAAACUUGGCAAAAUUGACUCUCUUUGGCAGUUUACACAGUGAUCAAUUAAUGAAACAUGCUUCUAUAUGAUGAAGUCAAAGAUGAGGAUCGGUAUGACGUCGAUGCAAAACAAAUGGAAACAUUUGAAGACUGGUCUGGCUAUAUUCCAGUAAAGAAGAAUGACCUUGAAGCAAGAAUUAUUUAUACAGGUGGAGGUGAUAGUGCACAGUAUAAUGAUUGUGGCGGCGGACUCAGGAACUGGGAAAAGAAUGGCAUUCGAAAAGAAGAAUACGUUAAGUGGCAUUCCGAAUUCCCAUAUAUACUGUUACUAAAGGGCCAGUCAUAUGUUGAAAAACGUAAUAGUGAGAGAAAACCAGAGGCGGUCGCUCCUUCAAAACAUAUUGGUGGAGGAAGUUCUAUGAUUAACCUUCUUGGAAGUGUUGCUGCUAAAAGUUGUUUAGAAAUGGAUUUUCCGAGGGAUGAGGUCAAACAGGCAAUUGGCAUUUACUGUCAAAGAAACGGUGAUCUGAACUUCAAGGCCAAGGAUUUAUGUGAGAUUUUAUUUGAAAUUGAGGAAAAUCAAGACAAGACCUGCUCAGCUGUAAUAGAUAUUAUAGCUACUCCAGUACCAGUGGCAAGUUUUGAAGACGAGGAUUUUCCAGUUUUGUAUAACAGUUUCAUAGGAGAGAAUCAAAUGUGCAAGAUGUGUAUGUAUAAACAAGAUCAUGUGACAUUGUUAGCAUAUCAUCAUUUGGUUAGCUGUCCACAAUGUGCCAUAGAAUUGUCACAAGCAAUUUGUAUGAUUCCGGGACUGCAUAGAGCAUAGCAGAUAUAAUUGAGCGUUUUGGUGUAAUUGUGUGCAUAUUAUUUGCUUUGGUUCGAAAAUGCAUGUUUAAUUAGUUAUUAUACAGGGUAUGAGGGUAAUUGAAUAUAAAACCAUAUACAAAUGACUUUGUGUCCACUAUAUUGAAUGGCUUAUAUUUAUAUAAUAUACAAUACUAUGUACAUUUUAGUUCAAUAUUCGGGUACAAGAAGGUGUAGGAGUUUUAUUACCUCAUAUGACCAGACUCGACCACACCGAGUUUCAUUUUGCUUCUUGUAUUUCGAAAUGAUAUUCUUAUAGAUGUUAUUUGCUCUGUGUAUUAUUGUAUGGCAUAACAAACGGUUCAUAGGAGGACCCAGUGACGGUUACGGCUUAUGAAAUAGAUUAUGUAAGAUUAUCAUAUUUCUUGCUGCGUGCACUACUGUCGCAGUAGACUGUUAAUACAGAAUAAAGUUCUAAUUCUAUUAUGAGGUAUUGGACAGGUUUCCGUAAGGCCUAAACAAGUGUUUGUUUCCGGUAUCUCGACCUACCCUAAAUUUUUGGUCCGACCCUAAAUGUUUUUAUGGCCAUGUAGAAUUGUUUUUCCACCCUUUUAACAAAAAGUUGCAAAAGUACACUCAACUUAUUGAUGCUCUAUAGGCAUAAUCCCCUUAUUUGUAUUCAUUUUUUGACACAAAAAUAAUUUCCGAAAAGUUCCACUUAAUAAAACAAACUCCCCUCCCCAACGGCCCCGAAAAAAAAACGGGGAAAAAAAGGAAAAAAAAAAGACGUACCUGCCCUAAUUAUUGAAGCAUGUUACCGGAAACAAUUUUUUAGGCCUAAAUGUGUCAUAUGCAAAUAAAUAUUAUACAUAUAUAACAUAUUAUAUUAUUAACACAGUAGGGGGAGAUAGUUAAGCUAUGAUUGAAUGCAAUAGUGGCUCAUUUCAAUAUAUUGACUGUAUGUGAGAGUUAUACGCUAUAAGUGUUUGAUAGAUUACAGAACCAAGUUAGUUAUCACUUGUUGUUGGCAGCUUUGAAAUAUUGAAGAUAUGUGUUGAAAUAAAAUGAUUUAAUUUCCAUGUCAUUUCUGGUUUAUAUAAAGUAAAAUCGUCAUUAUUAAAUGUUGCCGAUUCAAGAUAUAUCCAAAAGCGAUUGACAGUUUUUUUUUAAAUCUGGAACAUUAUCAGGGAUAAGAUCUUGUGAUAGUAUGCACCCUUAUCAAGAGGAUGAGUAUGUCAUCUCUAUUUCAGUUGUAAAAUGAAAUUAAUAUAGUUUAAGUGUUUGUUUAAUAUACCCUUCGUGCAACAAAAUGUUGAAGCUUAAUAAGGGCCUAUAGAAUAUUACGAAUCCCUGUGUGCUUCAUCAUUGUUUCUAUAUUAUUGUUUUAUUGGUUAUGUAACACACCAAAACGCAUAUUAGAAGGUACUAGUUUACUUUUGCUGUUAAAUAUGGAAAAUAGAUAAUCUAAUUAUCAGUAAUUGUUUGAAACAAUGAAAUGCACUUAAAAUAGUUUUAAUGUUAAUCAGUAUAGGAAUAAUCUAAUAGUGGUAAUUGCUCGAAAUACACUGCGUGGCUUAUACCUUGGAUAUAAAGCAAAACGAGCUUUAAGUCUUGUUUUGUUAAGUUUUGUUUUGUUCGAAUAUGAUAAUCUAUAAACAAUAUCGGACGAGAUAUUUGACAAAUAUAUCCUGCGAAAAGAAAUAAAAGAAAAACAGUGCUUUGACAGGUCUUGAAAACAUAAGAAAAUAUUAGAAAAGUGUGAGAAAAGUUUACCGCCGACCUACGUGCAAAUUGCAGUUGUCUGAGGUAAUUAACAAUAAUCAGUCCAUCUUUUCAUUGUAACCACCUUGAAAAUGAUUGUGUUUAUUCUUGCAAACAUAAUUACAAAAACAAAAUCAGACUUUACACAAGAUUUUAACACGUAACUGUUUACUUGGACAGUUUGGGAAUAGACAGACAGACAGACAGGUAGUUAGCCAUCCGUUUACAUUCUUUCUUAACAAGUUCAUGUUUUGGAUAAAUGUAUUUACUACCCGUCCUCAAAAAUGUACAUAACCAUAGAGUAAAUAUCCAGUUUACGCUUAUAUAAAAUGACUGACUAAACUUAAAUGUUUUCAGCUGACGGUUUUUGAAUAUGUGAGGAUAUUCUAAUUACAGCACCGCAAUGCUUAUGAUGAAAGAACAUAUUAGAUAAUCAUACAGAACCAAAUAUAUGAUCUACUUUGAUCAUGUUGAUAGAUAUUUUAGAUUACCGACCCCUACACCAUUGUAUAUCUUAUAUUAAUUUUAGGCAUGUACCAAGCAAAAAGUAGAAUCUGUUUGUUUAAAUGGUACAUUAUAAGCCAUAUUUUGAUUAUUUUGCAUUAUUUUGCAUAAUUUUGUUAGAAAGAAAUAUUCGAAGAAACAUUUUUAACAUGGCGGAUUUCCUAAAAACGCUAACGUCAAUACCGUCAGUAAUGUGCGGCGAUCUCCAUUUAACUUACCUUGCUUUCUGUGCAUAUUGAUAUCUCGAUAAGUAACAAUUUUAUUUUAUAUUUUAAAAAAGUAUUGCAAAAAAGAUUAAGAUACUUGGGUAU
This is a messenger RNA of Mercenaria mercenaria, 3666 nucleotides long. RefSeq names its product baculoviral IAP repeat-containing protein 7-like. The transcript has 6 exons. Bases 363 to 1112 code for a protein of 249 amino acids. Gene Ontology annotation, molecular function: ubiquitin protein ligase activity; cysteine-type endopeptidase inhibitor activity involved in apoptotic process. The record is from RefSeq and is a predicted model, not a curated record. Gene Ontology annotation, biological process: regulation of cell cycle; positive regulation of protein ubiquitination; negative regulation of apoptotic process. Gene Ontology annotation, cellular component: nucleus; cytoplasm; spindle microtubule. Lineage: Eukaryota; Metazoa; Mollusca; Bivalvia; Venerida; Veneridae.